Molecule: messenger RNA, 588 nt
Organism: Hyalella azteca
Lineage: Eukaryota; Metazoa; Arthropoda; Malacostraca; Amphipoda; Hyalellidae
Product: splicing factor 3A subunit 2-like
Exons: 3
Coding region: 1-588 (195 amino acids)
Source: RefSeq, a predicted model, not a curated record
AUGGAGGACAGUGGGGAAGAUACGAGGCCUCACUUUCGGUUCAGCAACAUCCGCAACAGUGACCCCAACAUCCACACCAGUGACCCCAACAUCCACACCAGUGACCCCAACAUCCACACCAGUGACCCCAACAUCCACACCAGUGACCCCAACAUCCACACCAGUGACCCCAACAUCCACACCAGUGACCCCAACAUCCACACCAGUGACCCCAACAUCCACACCAGUGACCCCAACAUCCACACCAGUGACCCCAACAUCCACACCAGUGACCCCAACAUCCACACCAGUGACCCCAACAUCCACACCAGUGACCCCAACAUCCACACCAGUGACCCCAACAUCCACACCAGUGACCCCAACAUCCACACCAGUGACCCCAACAUCCACACCAGUGACCCCAACAUCCACACCAGUGACCCCAACAUCCACACCAGUGACCCCAACAUCCACACCAGUGACCCCAACAUCCACACCAGUGACCCCAACAUCCACACCAAUCUAAGAGUCCACUACCUCUUGCAGUACAAGAUGAAGACCGGCGCUGCUACCAUGGCAGACAAGCACGGAACAAGAAGCAAACUCUAG